Acytostelium subglobosum LB1 is the source of this 240-nucleotide messenger RNA. RefSeq lists its product as hypothetical. The transcript is spliced from 2 exons. The record is from RefSeq and is a predicted model, not a curated record. Lineage: Eukaryota; Evosea; Eumycetozoa; Acytosteliales; Acytosteliaceae. The coding region runs from base 1 to 240 and encodes 79 amino acids.
AUGACUAUCCUCAAGACCAUCUCUUCCCUCUCCUUCAACGCCACCUCGAUGACCAACGGAUCAGUGUCAGCUAGUGGAAUGACCUCGUUCGGCCAGUCAUCUAACCAUGUGUCUGGAAUUGUUGGAACUGUGGGAAGCAACCUCAACCCAGCUGUUGAGGGUGCCUUGGCCUCCACCAAGGCUGUAGCAGGCACAGUCAUUGCUACUCUUGAUGGUGUCGCCUCUUCCAUUGGUCUCUAA